GGGUUGUAUAUGGCGCAGACCUUCGAUUAUCUUCUGUUCAGCGUAUGCUGGGGUUCGACAUUGUUUAUCUCAAUUGACAGCUACUCCGUAGAGUAUUUUCUAUCAGUCAACAUCAGUCGAUCACAGCAAUAAGACAGCUUCGACGUUGACAUCCGGAAUUAUGUGGGCAGCGCAGCUAGCCAAAUAUAAUACUCCCUACACCCUCUCGACUGUUCCCAUCCCCGCAAUCCGGCCAAAUGAACUGCUCGUCCGUGUCCAUGCCGCAGGCUUCUGCCACUCCGACCUCCAAGUCCUUCAAGGCGAACUCAACAGUCCAUUACCCAUGAUUCCGUCCCAUGAGCCUGCUGGCGUUAUUAUCCAGAUUGGCGACGAGGCUGCCAAAUCGUGGAAGAUUGGGGAUCGCGUCGGAGUGUUAAACUUCAAAAAUGCUUGCUCGAAGUGUUCAGACUGCAUAUCCACGCAAAAGCGAUCCGGUACCUUGGAUGCGCGCUUCUGUCGCCAUCGCGAAACGGCUGGGUUCUACCAUGAUGGGGCAUUCGCAGAGUACAUCGUUGCUGAUGCGGCGACGACAGUCGCGCUACCGGAUUCAGUAUCAUUCGAACAAGCCGCACCGCUGCUCUGUGCUGGAGCCACGGUAUACGGGGCCAUCCAAAAGGCCGCCCCCUUCCUGCAACGCGGGGACACAAUCGGUAUCAUUGGAAUUGGUGGCUUAGGUCAACUGGGCGUGCAAUUCGCAACAGCCCUAGGGUAUCGCACUGUUGCCAUCGAUAACCACGAUUCUAGUUUGCAACUAAUCGAUGAUAUGCCGCCAAAGCUGCGCCCGGAAUUCUGCGUGAACUCGACUCGUGCCGAUGCUAAGGAGCAAAUCAUGCAGUUCACAAACGAUCAAGGCCUAGCCGCGACUAUCGUCUGUACGGAUCCCGUCUCCGUAACAGGAUGGAGUCUUGGACUAUUGCGCAUUGGAGGAGUCUUGGUUCCGCUGGGUCUGCCCUCGGACAAGUGGCAGUUCGACUCGCAGAUACUGCUGUUUCGGGAGUUGGUUGUCCGCGGAAACUACGUGGCUGGGAGACAAGAGGUCGAGGAUAUGAUGGAGCUCGUUUCCAACCAGAAUAUCAAGUCGCAGUUGACCCUCGUACGGCGAGAGGAUAUUCCUACCAUUCCAGAUAUGUACAAGAAGCGAGCCUUCCGGGGGCGUCUAGUUGUCCAGUGCCAAUAGUUAGCACUGCCAUGGAAUCGGGAUUAGCCCUUGCUUUCCAGACCAUCGAUCAACACUGUGUCAAUGUGACCGCAAUUUAGCCUGAUGAAGCAUGAAACUUGUCCUUCCUUCUUC
Molecule: messenger RNA, 1330 nt
Organism: Aspergillus ruber CBS 135680
Lineage: Eukaryota; Fungi; Ascomycota; Eurotiomycetes; Eurotiales; Aspergillaceae
Product: putative alcohol dehydrogenase
Exons: 3
Coding region: 161-1216 (351 amino acids)
Molecular function (GO): oxidoreductase activity
Source: RefSeq, a predicted model, not a curated record